Xyrauchen texanus (razorback sucker) is the source of this 2450-nucleotide messenger RNA. RefSeq names its product v-rel avian reticuloendotheliosis viral oncogene homolog (gene rel). The coding region runs from base 83 to 1915 and encodes 610 amino acids. The record is from RefSeq and is a predicted model, not a curated record. Gene Ontology annotation, molecular function: DNA-binding transcription factor activity, RNA polymerase II-specific; RNA polymerase II cis-regulatory region sequence-specific DNA binding. The transcript has 10 exons. NCBI's taxonomy places the organism in Eukaryota, Metazoa, Chordata, Actinopteri, Cypriniformes, Catostomidae. Gene Ontology annotation, biological process: cellular response to stress; innate immune response; regulation of transcription by RNA polymerase II. Gene Ontology annotation, cellular component: cytoplasm.
UAUACGAGUAAUGCUGUGUAUCGGUUCAGCACUUUAGAGCUUGGAAACACUCGGCAGACCUAAGACAAGGGUGUUCGCUAACAUGUCUGUGCAUCACCCCUUAAUGCACAGGGACUCCCACCUAAUGGCAAAACCUAGUGUUCAGAUCUUUGAGCAGCCCAAACAGAGAGGUAUGCGCUUCAGGUACAAAUGUGAGGGACGCUCGGCAGGCAGCAUACCUGGAGAAAGAAGCUCUGACAAUAACAGAACCUACCCCAGCAUUCAGAUUCUAAAUUUUACCGGGAAAGGAAAAGUAUGUGUUUCCUUGGUGACCAAAAGUGAACCAUACAAACCACAUCCACAUGACCUGGUGGGUAAAGACUGCAAGGACGGUUAUUAUGAGGCAGAAUUUGGACCUGAACGCAGGGUCAUUGCUUUCCAAAACCUAGGCAUCCAGUGUGUGAGAAGGAGAGAAGUAAGAGAUGCCAUAAUGCAGAGAGUUGCACGAGGCAUCAACCCAUUCAAUGUUCCCCGGGAACAGCUGCUUCAGACUGAGGAGUAUGAUCUGAACGUGGUGCGUCUAUGCUUCCAAGUUUGCCUGCAAGAUGAGACCGGGCUGUACAACAUCACACUGCCUCCCAUCGUCUCAAAUCCCAUCUAUGAUAACAGGGCUCCAAACACAGCUGAACUGCGCAUUUGCAGAGUGAACAAAAACAGUGGCAGUGUGAAGGGAGGUGACGAGAUCUUCCUUCUAUGUGACAAAGUGCAGAAAGAUGAUAUUGAAGUGAGGUUCUUCACUCAGAGCUGGGAGGCCAAAGGCUCAUUCUCUCAAGCAGAUGUGCACAGGCAAGUGGCUAUAGUGUUCAAGACGCCCGCCUACUGUGACACGACUAUCACAGCUCCUGUCACAGUGCGAAUGCAGCUGCGCCGUCCCACAGACCAGGAGGUCAGUGAGUCCAUGGAGUUCAGAUACCUGCCCGAUGACAAAGAUCCCUAUGGCUGUCAAGAGAAGAAGCGAAAAAUUGAAAGCCUGAUGAAAUCCUUCCCUAGCUUUCACCAAGGAGCCAUGAGCUCUCCAAACAGACCAAAAGCAGUACCUUCAGCCACUAUGAUGAGAAUUAAAACUGAACCAACUAAUUAUUAUCAUCCGCCCAACCAUGGUUUGUUGCGAACAAAUCCGUCAAACUAUUAUAACAAAGCCCCUCUGUCCCGCCCCAUGAUGCCACCUCUCUCAGAAACCCCAGUUCUUGCGACACUCAACCAAACAUGGCCCAACCCAGUCGUUAAUGCCACUGGAGCUAGUAAUGGGAUGAGCCUACAGCAAGUUAACCCAAGUCCCAGGAUGCCCACCACAGCGGAAGUCAGUGGUAACAGCCUCCCCUUACUGACUUCUAUGGAUCUAGAAAUUGAAUUUCUUCAGCCCAAUGGCCAAACAGCCAGCCAGCCUCGACAUGAGCAGCAGAGCCAACAGAUCCAGCAAUCCCAACAGCCACCUCAACGGCAGGAGCCUCUGCAAGGAGCAGACGGAGCCCAUACCUGGUUCUAUGGCCUCCAGCAGUCCCAAAACACACAGAAUGGGGCAGCAGGCACAGGUGUGUCAUUAGGAAUGGGCUACCAGUAUGCAAGCAGCUUAGAUGAUGAGAUCCUACAAAGCUUGAUGGGCAGCCAUCAGACAGGCCUCCACUUGAAACAGGAGACUCAAGGUUCUAGCAACAUGGCUAUGCUGGGCUCGACCUGCACCCAGUCCUCUGACUGUACACAGUCCUUCACUGCCCUGCUAAACUGCCCCAACACCAUUGGAAGUACUCAGGAGACCACAAGACAAAUAGAGGCCAGUGGCCCAAAUCAGAGGGGCCCUCAGAUACCAUACUCCAGUACAGGCAUGGGGCAGGAGAGCCACUUUGAUUCUUUAUCCUGGCCGUACUACCCUGAAUAGUGAAAUCAUAACUAUUCAAGAUUAAUUCAAAGGAUGUACAUGUUCACAACUAAGAGCAGAAUUGUGUCUUUAAAUGUAGGCUCAGAUUUAUGGUAACUGAAUGUAAAGUAUUUUCUGAUUAUCAGUUGGGCUCAUUGUCAUAGAAUGAGGCCAGUACUGGUUCUGCCACCAUUUAUUGGAGUAACAUUUUAAGAAACAUUUAUGUAUGCAACGUUCUGAUGAUCAUUCGUCCACAAACUCUCAAGUGUGGCAAGGGAAUUGUGUUCCUUUAUAGUGGGAACUUACAGGGAAUUGUCCCUGGGUAAUGGCUAUGUCAUUUUUAGCAUGCUUCAUAUCCAAGGUUCUCAGUAAAACAAAUUUUUUUAACAAGUUUAUACAAAGCUCAAAAGUGAUUUUAUAACUUUAGAAACAAAUACCAAUGUUUUGUUCUGUCUUCACUUUAUCCAACACACACUUUCCGUAAUUGUGAAUUUUGCCUUUACAUUUUUCUGUGGUUUAACUUUUUUGUAUUUUUAUCCAAAUUAAAAUGUAUACA